AUGGCACUGCGUUACCCACAACAGAACUAUUACCUAUAUGGGCAGCCUCAGUGGCCAGAGGAUCUCAAACCCGCCCUGACCGAGGACGAUGCUUCCUCCAUCCUCGACGACAAGGUUCUUGAGGCUCCCACGCCAGCUGAUAUGACACCCGCCGAUGCUUCUGACACCCGACGUCCUCCAAUGCCAAAAAUGGAGGACGAUUACGCCUGGCACGAUCGUCCCCAGCCCGUCGUGCCUCAGCGUCAUUAUUCUCAACCCUCUAUCCCAUUAUCUAGCCCUCAUCCUCAGUACUUUUCUCAAGUCAAUCCCGUCAAUUGCCAGCCAAGCUACGUGCAACAACAGUCCUGGCCUCUUGCCGCCCGCUCCGAGGCAAAUACCCCCACCCCUUUCUUCACCCCCGUCCAGGAGCCCUUCGAUUCUCAUGUUCAAUAUCACGGCGGGCCUGUCAACUUCACUGCUUUUCCCCAGACAGAACCCGUCUCUGCGGUUUCCAUGUCGCCGCAGUCCAGCCAAGGAGGCUGGGCAUCCACCACUUCCUCCGAUGUCGCCGACACCAAUCGACCUGUCAGGCAUCGAUUCAGAGGCUCCUCGCCCAUGCUGGUCGUCAGAUCCGAUGGCAUCAGGAAGAAGAAUGCAAAGUUCGAGAUUCCCAAGGAGCGAAAUCUGCAGAACAUUGACAAUCUCAUCUCGUUGACCACAGACGAAGAGGAGAAGAAGGAGUUGAAGCAGCAGAAGAGGCUGCUACGGAAUCGUCAGGCAGCGUUGGACUCCCGUCAACGUAAAAAGAACCAUACCGAAAAGCUUGAGCAGGACAAGAAGGCGUGGGAUAAUCAAAAACAUGACCUCGAGGAAUCCGUGGCUCAUCUCGAGCAUACAUUGAACCAGGAAAGGGAACAAUGGUUGCAACAGCGACAACAGUACGAGCACUUCAUUCAGUCCUUACAGUAUGAGCGGGAUGAAGCCAUUCGCACAAAGACCCUCGAGACUGCUGAACUCCGACGCAUGAACAACAUCUUGAAGGACUCUGUUAGAGAUCUUGAACGCCAACAAGCCACCCGAACCUUUGCCUCGAACCCAUCCAAUGCCUUUGCAAAUGAUUUCAGCGACUUCCGGGCCCUUGAUCUCGAGGACACCUGGGAAGAUGAAUUUAGUCUCAUCAACAGUGAAGAUCUGAAGAUGGAAGAGUCUGACGCCUUGCAGAGGCAAGCCACGCCCCGACCACCCACAUCAUCCGCUCAAACUGCCGCGCCUCUCAGCCUCACCAAGCCGCUCGAUGUCAAGGUAGAUGCUGGCUUCAGUUGGAAUACGUUUUACAUGUGCUUGUUGUCCGGAGCCUUCAUUGUCUCGCAAGCCGGUUCCAAGGCCACCAAUGCUCCCACGUCCGUCGACAUGGUUGCUCCCAACAUGCCUAUUCUGUCUGACGACUAUCGUGCCGAGGCUGGUCAGGUUCUCAGUGCUGUACUGGCUUCAGGUCCUGAGGUUGCUCAUGAGAUAUUACCGCCUCGGCCCGCCCUUCCCGCCCAAGAUGAGUUCGGCGUCGUCAUGCCUGGCCCCACCACCUCGGUCCUUGACAAUCUUCAUGCAAAUCUGGUGACGCCAUCACGUCAACAACAAGCCCAAGCUGCCUUUUCAAUGUCUGCCGCCUCCUACAACCAUAUCACAAAUCCCGAGGGCAUGUUCGAUGAUGAUGACGACGAUGCUGCCGAGCUCAAGCCUACCCGUCUGCAGCAACUGUUUGCUCACAUGCAAGCCGAGAAAGACGAUAUCGACAAGAUGACCGGGCUCAGUGGCAAGGCAAGCCAAAGAAGUGUGCUCCUCGAUCGUGUCCCGGAGAAGGUCCUUCGCGACUUCAGAGAGAUGAUCGCACGUGUCGAGUAA
Molecule: messenger RNA, 1878 nt
Organism: Exophiala aquamarina CBS 119918
Lineage: Eukaryota; Fungi; Ascomycota; Eurotiomycetes; Chaetothyriales; Herpotrichiellaceae
Exons: 2
Coding region: 1-1878 (625 amino acids)
Biological process (GO): regulation of DNA-templated transcription
Molecular function (GO): DNA-binding transcription factor activity
Source: RefSeq, a predicted model, not a curated record